This is a messenger RNA of Microplitis mediator, 6804 nucleotides long. RefSeq names its product potassium voltage-gated channel subfamily H member 6 (gene sei). The transcript has 25 exons. Gene Ontology annotation, cellular component: membrane. NCBI's taxonomy places the organism in Eukaryota, Metazoa, Arthropoda, Insecta, Hymenoptera, Braconidae. Gene Ontology annotation, molecular function: inward rectifier potassium channel activity. The record is from RefSeq and is a predicted model, not a curated record. Gene Ontology annotation, biological process: potassium ion transmembrane transport; membrane repolarization during action potential. The coding region runs from base 1448 to 5788 and encodes 1446 amino acids.
CAUUUGUAGUCUUACACCAACGGCAUCCGUUAGUCCCACAAACAUUCAUAUAUAUAUAUAUAUAUACAUAUAUAUGUACAUACAUAUAUAUUAAUAUUAAAAAAAUUAUUUAAAAUUUAAAAAAUCCCGCGUUUAAUUUUUAAAAAUCAGUGAUUUAAAAAAGUGACAUUUUUUUUUUGUUAAUAAAUAUAUAUAAAAUAUAUAUGAAAUCAUGAUUAAAUUUUAUAAAAAAGUUAUCGAAUAUAAAAAUACUGGUGUUGAAAAUUUAAAUAAAAAAAAUCGUGUCAAUAUCGCGAUCUGAUAAAAAAUUCACAGCUGACUGGUCCUAGACAUCGAAUCAAAUAUUUUUUUUUUAAUCUGAUAUUUAAAAAAAAAAAAAAAAAAAAAAAAAAAAAAACCAACGUGCCUAAGAUUUGUCACGUUUAUUUACCGCCUGAAUUUAAAAAAAUUAGGAACGUUAAUUAUAAAAUUUGUGGAGGAAAAAUAAAAAUAAAAAAAAAAAAAAAAAUGAAUAAAUAUAUAAGUAAUUAUAUAAAAUUAAUAUCACAAAAGGUCCAGCAUCAAGACUACGAAUCUACAAAGUGGAUCGAUUUAAAUGUGGAGUUUAAAUUAAAUAAUAAAAAUAAUAAUAAAUUUAUAAAUAUUAAAUGGGUCCAGAUCCUAGUUAACGAGACUCCGAGUCUUAGCUACGACUGAACAAUUAAUUAAUUAAUUAAUUAAUUAAUAAAUAAUAAUUAACAAAGCUGAAUAAAUCGACAAUCACACAGUGCAUUUAUUUUCCCAUAGUCACUAUCGGGUAGACAAUUACACUAGAUGAUUACAGUCAAGGUCAAGUUUAAUUAUUUAAAAAUUUAAAAAUUCAAAUUGCCGCUUUUUUUUAAAUUUAAAAUUUAAAUAUUUUAAAAAUAAUAAACGGCUUGGAAAAUUUUUAAAAAAUAAUCGUUAAUAAUUUAAAAUAUUAAGGAGUAGGUUAAAGUCGUUGUGUUAAAUCUUGGCAACGAAUAAAUAUCGCGAAAAUUACCCGCCGCGCUUUUUUGACCACGCAUUCACACGGCCUUCAGCUAUUAACUUUUAUUUAUCGGCAAAUGCUUUAUAACUUUGCUCUACGUGUCUUUUAUACAAUUUUAAAUAUAAAUAUAUAAAUAAUAAUAUAUACAUAUGUAUGAUAAUAAUAAUAAUUAAGUGUUUAAACGGUAAUUAUGCUCAAUUCGUGCUGUGCUUUUUUACGAAACUCCGAGUGAGUUAAAUGUUUAUUUAUUAUUUUUUAUUUAGUGCGUAGUUGUGUCGACUGUUUAUUGUAUGUAUAUAUGCAUAUAUAUGUGUGGAUGUAUAUAGAUUAAAUUUGGAUAGUAAUUGUAAUUACGGUUAUUUGUUAUUACAUUUAUUGUAAUAAAUAAGUGGAGGAGUUUGAGAUAUAUAGUGGUCCUUUGAGGACGAAAAUUUAGGGAUGCCUGUCAGAAGAGGACACGUUGCUCCAAGGACCACCAUUAUUGAAACCAUCAUUAGGAAAUUUGAUACUCAUGACAGAAGUUUUUUGGUAGCCAACGCUCAACAGGGACUAUGUCACAUUAUUUAUUGUUCGGACGGAUUUUGCCGGCUUACCGGAUUUUCGAGGGCGGAGGUGAUGCAACGGCCAGCCGUUUGCGAUUUUCUUCAUGGACCAAUGACCUCACCUCAUGCUAUUGCUGCAUUACGUGAUGCAUUGAUUGCAGGAGUCGAGAAACAUUUUGAAAUCCUCUACUACAGAAAAGACGGCACCAAGUUCUUGUGUAGCGAGGUUAUUGCUCCAAUAAGAAGCGAGGUAGAUGACAUCUGCCUGCAGAUUAUCAACUUUGAAGAUCUGAGUGCUCAGCCACCCCCGCCACCAGCUGUGCCUCCACCUUCGACAACCAACAAUCGUCUUGCUACACGAUUUGACAGAGCCAGAGCAUCCUUUCGUGCUGGAUUGUCUAGAACUGGAGUCGUUGGUCCUCCGAGGGUUAGAAAUAGACCGAGAGCCGCUUCAACUGUGCCGCAGAGACAGCUCGCUGAUGGGACCAUUUUAGAUGAAGAGGCUUCGGAAAAUUGUCCACUGACAUGUGGGUCACCAACGAUGGUAGAGUCCUGGGGCCCAGGAUCCGGGAGAAUGGGGACCCCACCGCCAGUGCCGCUGCCAUUGCCAGCCAGCACCAGCGGGCAUGGGAUCUCUGCGGGCCUUGGAGCGGCAACUCGACCGACGACGACUACCACAGUGGCCACUGCGCCGAUAGCCAGCCCCGAAGGAGUAAGCGACAUUUCACCUAAAUCGGGAAUCUGGGAUGGCACGAAUUGCUCACCAGGAAAUGGUAAUGAUGGACCGUCAAGAAGUGUAUCUCAUGCUGCCAGUCUGGAUGCCAUUUCGAGGAGGAUGGUCAAGAAUGACAUGUCCAGAAUACCAUGUAGGAGUCUCACUUGCAGUGUUCUACCGAAUCGAGGAAGUGAAUGCGCAACCGGGUUCGAGCGGUGGCCAGCAACGGUCGAUAAUCUCAUGGAAGCAACGAAACAUUCAAAAAUAUUUCCCGGGGUCGCAUCCGAAAGUGACCUCCAAAGAUGGCGGGCUUCGAAAGAGAGAAAAUCGCCGUCUCUCAGUCAAAUGGGUUCAGACUCCGUUAAACACAAAUUCUCUCUUCAGGACAACGGAUCCGCCAAGUACUUUCAAGGAGUUAUGCACACGCCUAAUAUGGGAGAAAAAGUUGCUCAAGUUCUUUCACUUGGCGCAGAUGUACUGCCAGAGUAUAAACUUCAGUCGCCACGUAUCCACAAGUGGACGGUCCUGCAUUAUUCACCUUUCAAAGCAGUUUGGGACUGGAUUAUUCUUCUGUUGGUUAUGUAUACAGCCAUUUUUACACCCUAUGUCGCGGCUUUUUUACUCAGUGAGCCUGACUAUAACAGCAGGAAGGCUAAAAAGUACAGCGAUGAUCCAAUCGUCAUUAUUGAUCUCAUUGUUGACGUGACUUUCGUCGUUGACAUUCUCAUAAAUUUUCGUACGACGUUUGUCAAUACGAAUGACGAAGUUGUGUCAGGACCGUGGAAGAUCGCCGUCCAUUACCUGAGAGGGUGGUUUAUUAUCGACUUGGUAGCGGCCAUACCGUUCGAUCUUCUCCUCUACGGCUACAACACCGACGAGCUCGGCUUGGAUAAAGACGAGACAACGACUCUGAUGGGGCUUCUCAAGACUGCGCGGUUACUGCGUUUAGUCCGAGUCGCAAGAAAAAUAGACCGAUACAGUGAAUACGGAGCCGCUGUAUUGCUGCUGCUUAUGGCGACGUUUGCGUUGAUCGCCCACUGGAUGGCUUGCAUUUGGUACGCUAUUGGAAAUGCUGAAAGGCCACUUUUGAAAAGUAAAGUCGGCUGGCUCGAUAUACUCGCAAAUGACACUCAUCAAUUCUAUUAUCACAAUAAUACUGGCGGACCUAGUAUUAAGAGUCGUUACAUAACUGCACUAUACUUCACCUUCAGCAGUCUUACGUCAGUAGGUUUUGGAAACGUCGCGCCCAACACAGAUACCGAAAAAAUUUUUACAAUCAUCGUGAUGUUGAUUGGAUCCCUCAUGUACGCGAGUAUCUUCGGAAACGUGUCAGCAAUAAUCCAACGACUGUACAGCGGAACCGCGCGAUACCACACGCAGAUGCUGCGUGUCCGUGAAUUCAUUCGUUUCCAUCAGAUCCCGAACCCACUGAGGCAGCGACUGGAAGAAUAUUUCCAGCACGCGUGGACUUACACCAACGGUAUUGAUAUGAAUAGCGUCUUGAAAGGGUUCCCCGAGUGCCUUCAGGCGGACAUUUGUCUUCAUCUGAACCGGCAACUUCUCAACAACUGCAAAGCUUUCGAAAAGGCCAGUCCCGGUUGCCUGAGGGCGCUCUCGCUCAAGUUCAAAACAACCCACGCUCCGCCUGGGGAUACGCUGGUCCAUCGUGGAGACGUUCUUACCUCGCUCUACUUCAUAUCGCGCGGCAGCAUUGAGAUACUGAAGAAUGACAUCGUGAUGGCGAUUCUUAAUCCCCCGGACAUAUUUGGGGAAAAUCCCUGCGAGCAUCCUACUGUUGGAAAGUCUUCCUGCAAUGUACGGGCACUUACUUACUGUGAUUUACAUAAAAUACAUCGAGAUGAUCUUCUAGAUGUCUUAGCCCUCUAUCCGGAGUUUCAUCAACAUUUUAUUGAAAAUUUGGAGAUUACUUUUAAUAUGAGAGAUGACGAGCAAGCAGGAGUCGAUCCAAUAUCAGCGCGAUUUCCUGUGAGCACUCCAACAGACGUAGAUGGAGACACUCGAAGAUUUGCGUUCCGUCCACCGCGUUAUCGAUAUGGACCAGGUGUCAUCGGUGCACCAAAUACUCACCUAGUGCCGACAGGUCGUCAGGACUCGUUCCAAGACGACCCCGACGACUACGACAAGUCAAGUGGCCACGGGAUCCUGGAGUUCAGUACCGACAAAGCGGGUCAAGAUGUCACUCCAAUGAACCUCGAGUUCGACGAACCCAAGCAACGAAGCUCGACCCUAAACUCCAUUACCGGCAUGCUAACCCACCUCAAGCGCAGCAUACCGGACCUUCGACAGCACACUAAGAUCCACCUGCAGCCGCUAACGAGUCACGACUACUUGGCUAAACAAGUGACCACACCAUUGACCAGGCCGCCACGCAAAAGUUCGACCAAUGGUGAUACCAGUCACUGUAAUAUUAUUCAACCGGUUUCAAAUCCAUCUAGUCAUUACACAACACCAUCACCACCUCAGCAACAGCUUCAGCUUCUUCAGCAAAAUUCGCAUGGUGAGUUUCAAAGCGGACCGGGGCGACCUCUAGAAGACAUAAACAUCCGCAUCGACGAUCUGUCGCGUCAAGUGUCAUCUCUAGAGCGAACAAUGGCAGGGGAUCUAAGAUUAAUCUUGGCGCUGCUCCAGCAGACACUGGACACAUCAAAAGACAGUUCCAGCACAGAUAUGAUGCCUGGCACAGCUCCAGCAGCGCCAAUUACCGCAGUGAGAUCAUCCCGAGCACCCGCAUUAGCACAAAGAUCUGCCAGCGAACCCCAGCCCUCGUCUCUGCCCGGUUCCUCAUCCGCUAACGGAAACGGAGCCAAGAUACAGUCCAGUGCAUCGCACAGUCUCUUCCGCUUUCUUUCAAAAUCCCUGGAUCAGUUGCAUUUGAUUUCGGCGCGUUUUGUUUUGGAAAAAUUGGACAAGAUCCGAAGGCCACCAACCCGCGAUCCAACCUCAACCUCAUCGGGAACGUCGCGACUCACUCUUACAUCAGACACAUCAGCCCUCGCCACUGCCCUGCAGAGUGCCCUCAAUGGCGGCUCCCGUACAGCCCCAACGAGGUCACAGAGUCAGCCCGUCGAUUUAACUGGCCCGCCAAUCACUUCCCAAGCCCACCAUCACCAUCACCAGCUUCACGGAUGGCACAGCCAACCUGCCGCCUUUAGACGCGGGGAAUUUAGAACCGGUUACAGUUCGUUCAACAAACGAUCAGAGCCAGAGUCAGACGACCCCUGGACCGCGAUACCACCGGCGGUCACGAUCGCUACCGGAAGUCUUCAGCGACCCAGGUCAAGUGACUUAAGAAAAGACGGUAAAUCUGACAGACUUGCGCAGUCGCAGUCGCAGUUACAGACUCAGACCCAGACCCAGACCUCAGCAUCAGCGACAUCUGACACCCGGCCCGAGACAUCUCGACAACCCAGCGAUGAAAUUUCGUGGGAGUUUACGAUCAACGAAGCCCCGAUUGCCAGGUUGGAGUCUCUAGAUGAACUUGAUCAGGAUCAUGGUAGUUAGGCAACAGUUUAUUUAUAAUUAAUAAUAAUAAUAUUCCACAUACGGCAGAAACAUAUCAUAUGUCUAUGUCGUAACCACAUUGGCUGUGCUUUUAAUUAUAUCGCAUCUCAUCUUCGAAAAGCUCUUAUUUAUUUAUGAUUAAACUUUCAAUAUAUAUAUAUAUAUACAUAUGUGUAUGUAGUGGGGUGGCAAUGAAAAAAUUCUAGUUUGCAUGGAAAAACUACCCUCCAAAUUUCAAGUCAUGGAAAAAUUUUCUGGAGGUCGAUCGAGAAUUCGGGAAUUUUGAAAAUCGGAAACCCAUUUUUUUUUUAAUUUUUGGCCCCUUAGUAGUUGACUCUUUUCUAUGCAGGCCGUAGAGAAACGACCCGAAUUUCAAGUCAAAAUAUUAAGACUUGAAGGUCGGUGGAUAUUUUUGAAAAUAAAUUUAUCGAAUUUUAAAAUCGUUUUGAGCGAACUUUAAAUAUUAAUAUUAAGACUUGAUCUCGUUAUCUCUAUUGUUUUAUAGUGCGACAAAGGAAUUUUGACAGCGAGCGUAAUUUAAAUUUAAAAAUAUGAUAAAAAUAAUGAAUACUUACAAUUAGACAAGGCGGCAACUAAUUUUUAAAAAUAAAAUUCUCUGAGUUUUCCAAGUUUUUCAGUUUAAUAAUAUUUAAAUUUCCUGACUAUAUAUGUUGAUAUUUAUUUAUUUGUAUAGAAAAUUACAAAGAAAAAUAGUCUAAGGUGAUUCAAUAAAUAAUCAAUUCAAUAAAUUUAUUUUCAAAAAUAUCCACCGACCUUCAAGUCUUAAUAUUUCGACUUGAAAUUCGGGUUGUUUCUCUACGGCCUACAUACAAAAGAUUCAGCAAAGAUCCAAAGACAAAAAAAAUUGGUUUCAUCGUUUUUCGAAAUUCAAAAAUUUUUCAUGACUUGAAAUUCGGGGGUAGUUUUUAACUCAAACUAAAAUUUCUCACGUGAUUUUUAAAAAUAAAAACUCGAAAAAAUAUUACCACCCUAAUAUAUAUAUAUAUAUAUAUAUA